AUGCCGCCAGUCAUCAACCCCACCAUGUUCUUUAACAUUGCCGUGAAUGGCAAGCCCUUGGGCCACACCUCUUUUGAGUUGUUUGCAGUCAAACUUUCAAAGUUAGUAGAGAACUUUCAUGCUCUGAGCACUGGGGAGAAAGGAUUUGGUAACAAAUUUUCCAGUUUUCACAGGAUUAUUCUGGGAUUUACGUGCCAGGGUAAUGACUUCACAGGCCAUCAUGGCACUGGUGGCAAGUCAAUCUAUGUGGAGAAAUUUAAUCAUGAGAAUUUCAUCCUGAAGCACACAGGUCCUGGCAUCUUGUCCGUGGCAAAUACUGGACCCAGUACAAAUGGUGCCCCGUUUUUCAUCUGCACUGCUAAGACUGAGAGACUGGAUGACAAGCAUGUGGUCUUUGGCAAGGUGAAAGAGGGCAUAAAUAUCUUGGAAGCCAUGGAGCACUUUGGGUCCAGGAACGGCAAAACCAGCAAGAAGAUAACCAUUGCUGACUAUAGAUAAAUCUAAUCAAUUUGACUUAUGUUUUAUCUUAACCACCAGACCAUUCCUUCUGUAGAUGAGAAAAGCAUCCCUUCACCCCCAUCUGCUUGAAAUAUCCUAUACUCUUUGUGCUCUCACUGCAAUUCUAUGAGUUCCAUAUUUUCCUCAUUCCCCUCAAAGUCUAGCUGGUUUGCAGAGUUAAGUUUAUGAUUAUGAAAUAAAAACUGAACAA
Messenger RNA from Lutra lutra (Eurasian river otter), 709 nucleotides. Its product is annotated as peptidyl-prolyl cis-trans isomerase A-like. The transcript has a single exon. Gene Ontology annotation, biological process: protein peptidyl-prolyl isomerization. Gene Ontology annotation, molecular function: peptidyl-prolyl cis-trans isomerase activity. The coding region runs from base 1 to 498 and encodes 165 amino acids. The record is from RefSeq and is a predicted model, not a curated record. NCBI's taxonomy places the organism in Eukaryota, Metazoa, Chordata, Mammalia, Carnivora, Mustelidae.